Annulohypoxylon truncatum is the source of this 3588-nucleotide messenger RNA. Its product is annotated as glycoside hydrolase family 2 protein. Bases 407 to 3547 code for a protein of 1046 amino acids. The record is from RefSeq and is a predicted model, not a curated record. NCBI's taxonomy places the organism in Eukaryota, Fungi, Ascomycota, Sordariomycetes, Xylariales, Hypoxylaceae. Gene Ontology annotation, biological process: lactose catabolic process. The transcript has 5 exons. Gene Ontology annotation, cellular component: beta-galactosidase complex. Gene Ontology annotation, molecular function: carbohydrate binding; beta-galactosidase activity.
GAUUCGUGCCAUGCCAGACGCUUCCCCGCAUCGAACCUCCGAACCCUCAAAGGAGGGUGUUUUGAUACUCGUCAAAUCCAAUCGCUUACCAGUCCGCUUAACUUCCAAGGUUUCCUAGAAUGUUAUCCGUUUGUUCACGUCGAACAGAUUGUGCUGCGCUUCAUAUUCACCACGUUUCAGUCGUUACGCGCCUAGAAUCGGAUCUCUUCCCGACAGCUCCGCCUCUUUCUCCACAUCGCUAACCUCCUAACUGAACUGGGAGCAUCUGCCUAGUACACUAGCACGCCCCAUCGUCCAAGGCAGCGAGAUAGGAUAUUGCUAUAUAUACAUCAAUUUCCAAGUCGUUGGCAUUUCAAGGAACUUCUCACCUAAAAAACGACGUCUGAUAGUCACUAUUGUUACGAUUAUGUCCUCAGUUAAUGUACAUCCGAAAGCUCAGCCAGAUUGGAACAACCUCAAUGUCCUCCACAGAAACACCCUUCCCCCUCGAGCCAAUUUCUAUGUAUAUGACACCCAGCACGAUGCUUUGAACUAUGAUGUUGCCAAGUCUAAUACAUACUGCUUGUCGGGCAAGUGGAAGUUCAACCUUGCUGCCAACCCAUUCGAAGCUCCCGAAGGCUUCGAGAACCCUGAUUUCAAUGCGGCAGGAUGGGACGACAUACCUGUGCCCAGCAUGUGGCAGCUUCAUGGAUACGGAAAAGGUCCCCAUUACACCAACGUCAACUUCCCCAUACCCGUAGAUCCUCCCAACGUCCCAUUCGAAGAUAAUGAAACCGGGUCAUAUAUCAGGAAGUUCGCUGUCCCUGAAUCUCUACGAGAAUCACAGCUUCGCCUGAGGUUUGAAGGUGUAGACUCUGCCUUUCACGUCUGGGUGAAUGGAAAAGAGAUUGGAUAUCACCAGGGGUCACGGAACCCUAGCGAGUUUGACAUCACGGACAUAGUCGACAAGGAAGGCGAAAAUACCCUUGCAGUUCGGGUUUAUCGGUAUUGCGAUGGUACUUAUAUCGAAGACCAGGAUCAAUGGAGAAUGAGCGGAAUUUAUCGAGAUGUUUAUUUAGUUGCGUUUCCGGCCGAAUUUCGUGUUGAAGAUCUAUUCGUUCAGGCUAAUUUCAUCGACGACGAAUACGUCGACGCCAUCCUCAAAGUCCGAGUAGAUACCACUGGUUCUGGUAUAGUCCGAGUUGACCUUUUCAACCCUGAAAAGAAUGAAGUUCAUGGUACCGACUUUGCAGAAACUACUGGUCGGGAAAGUAAUGAGUUUGCUCUCAAGUUAUAUGAGCCAUACAAAUGGACGGCAGAAUCACCAACAUUGUAUCACCUCGUUGUUUGCUUGGAGAAUUCCAGCUACGUUAGCCAGCGAGUGGGCUUCCGACAGGUCGAAACGAAGGACGGGCUAAUUAAAGUCAAUGGUCAAAGAAUUGUCCUUAAAGGGGCAAAUCGACAUGAACAUCAUCCUAAGUUUGGACGAGCCGUUCCGUAUGAAUUCAUGAAACAGGACCUCCUACUCAUGAAGACGCAUAAUAUUAAUGCCAUACGGACUUGUCAUCAGCCAAGCGAUAGUCGGCUAUAUGACCUCGCUGAUGAAUUAGGCUUCUGGGUUAUGGAUGAAGCCGACCUUGAAUGCCACGGCUUUGAGUCUAUCUGCGAUGCUGCUUUGUCGCCCGCAGAUAGAGCUCUUCCUUUCCGCGAACGGCAGCUUCUGACGCGGAAUAAUGCAGCCAAAUGGACUUCGGACAAUCCGGCUUGGGAAGAGGCUUACGUGGAUCGCGCUAAGCAGCUAGUCCACCGUGACCAACUUCAUCCUUCCGUCAUCAUCUGGUCUCUCGGGAACGAGGCCUUUUUUGGCCGGAACCACAAGUCAAUGUAUGACUGGAUCAAAUCAUAUGAUGACAGCCGGCCCAUCCACUACGAAGCCGACAUAUACGCCGAGACCAUGGAUAUGUAUUCGAUGAUGUACCCGCCGGUAGAAACCAUUGUUGAUUUUGCCAAGGACACUUCCAAGACCAAACCCCUAGUUCUAUGCGAGUUCAUUCACGCGAUGGGAAAUGGCCCUGGCAACAUUAAGGAGUACAUCGAUGCAUUUUACGCUCAUUCUAAGCUCCAAGGUGGCUUCGUCUGGGAAUGGGCAAACCAUGGCCUCCUGACUAAGGAUAAGGAAACCGGAGAGGAAUUCUACGCGUAUGGUGGGGAUUUCGGCGAUAUCCCGAACGAUAGCAACUUCAUAAUGGAUGGAGUGCUUCAUUCCGAUCACACACCCACCCCCGGACUAAUUGAGUAUAAAAAGGGGUUGGAACCGAUCAAAGUCAUUUCCUACACGUCCGAGACCGCUACAAUUGUGAAUCGGUACGAUUUCAAUACUCUCGAUCAUCUCGAAUGUAGUUACAUUAUCAUGGACGAAGGCCAACCAGUGUUCUGUGGCACCAUCGAUCUUCCUUCUGGCAUAGAACCCGGACAGACGAGCAAAUUGAGACUUCCUUCAACUCCCGCUAAAUCGGUUGGGGAACUGAUACUACAGCUGUCCUUUCGCCAACGGUCUGAAGACCCGUCGAUACCAGUCGGAUUCGAAAUCGCCUUCGAAGAGAUCCCGCUAAACAUCUCAUCACCUCUCACAACCCAACUUAAACCCUCAAGAAAACUAUCCACCACCGAAACCCCGACGCUACUAACUAUCACGUCUCCAACCACGACAUGGACCUUCUCCCCCAUCCUCGGUAAGCUACACUCUUUGACAAAGAACGGAGUCGAGUUCCUCGCCUCGAGCCCCGAAUUCACCGCGUACCGCGCCCCCACCGAUAACGACGCCCCGCAAGACGGCGCCGACUGGAAGAACAGGUUGCUCCAUCUCGCCAAGACACACACGCGCAGCUGCACCUGGGGCCCCGCGGAAGAAGGAAACGUGUUCGUGGUGUGGACGGAGCAGCGAUUCGCGCCGCCCACGCUCUCUUGGUCGAUCGCGCUAGACAUCACGUACACGUUCGCGGCCUCGGGCGCGCUCGCGAUCCGCGUCGAAGGCAUCCCGAAAGGAGAGAACCUACCGCGCACGCUGCCGCGGAUAGGGCUCGCGAUGGAGUUGCCCGGUUCAUGGGCGGAGGGGAACGGAGACGAGGCACCUGCCGUGUCUUGGUACGGCCGCGGCCCCGGCGAGAGUUAUAGGGAUAAGAAGCUCUCGCAGCGCGCGGGGCUCUACGAAGUCGCUGCCGUGGACGAGCUCUGGACCGAGUACGAGUUUCCGCAGGAGGGCGGCAAUAGGACAGAUACGCGGUGGGUUCGGUUUGCGCACGUCGGAGGCACGGCCGUUAAGGCGCAGUUUAGGGACAUGCAGACCGGCGGGAGGAAGUUGUUCGACUUCAAUGCUUCGCACUACCGCGUCCGCGACGUGGAGGCGGCGAAGCACCCGCACGAGCUGAAGAGGAAGAGGACGGAUAACGUGGUGCUCAGGCUGGAUGCUGCGCAUCAUGGCUUGGGGAGCGGCUCGUGCGGGCCGAGGACUAGAGAUGAGUAUGCUUUGUUAACGGAGGAGUUCGAGUUUGAGGUCGUGCUAGAGUAAAUUGUCAUAAACUAAGCUAAGGAAAUUAUUUGCGCGGCUCU